AUGCCCUUCAAGAUCGAUGCAACUACCCUCUCCUCCGUCGUGUUUGUUGUGAUCGCUUUUGUUCAGUUUCCUGGCCGACGAACAAGUUGGAUGAGCGCACAAUAUGGCGGAAGGAAUCCUGAUCACCAACGAAUUUCACACCUGGGAGCACAGGACGAAGAGAACGGUGUCCACGAAGAGAACGGUGUCCACGAGGAGGAGCGGAGGACAUUCUUACCUCAGUCGAACACCCGGAAUUUCAACGACUGGGAGGUAUACUAA
Messenger RNA from Penicillium angulare, 261 nucleotides. RefSeq lists its product as uncharacterized. Lineage: Eukaryota; Fungi; Ascomycota; Eurotiomycetes; Eurotiales; Aspergillaceae. The transcript has 2 exons. The record is from RefSeq and is a predicted model, not a curated record. Bases 1 to 261 code for a protein of 86 amino acids.